Molecule: messenger RNA, 5271 nt
Organism: Pogona vitticeps (central bearded dragon)
Lineage: Eukaryota; Metazoa; Chordata; Lepidosauria; Squamata; Agamidae
Gene: CSDC2
Product: cold shock domain containing C2
Biological process (GO): regulation of mRNA stability
Cellular component (GO): cytoplasm
Molecular function (GO): mRNA 3'-UTR binding
Source: RefSeq, a predicted model, not a curated record
CUCUUCUCCCACUCCCGUGACGUCAGGAGGAAGGACCCCCCCCUCCCUCGUUUAAAUGCAUCCGAAGGCUGGCGAGUGAUCCAGUGGGAGGGAGGACGAGAGACGGGCAUUGAAGACGCGGGGAGGGGAGAAAAAGGGCAGAGCCGUGAAAGACGACGCCGGGGCGGAGGGGGGCGGCUACUGCUGCUCGCCACAAGACAGCCGGAGCAUGUCAUCUGACCAAACCUCUCAGUCUGCGGUGCCACCCCUCCACUCCCCCAAGUCACCUGUGUGGCCCAUUUUCCCCUUUAACAGGGAGGGAAGUCGGAUCUGUGACAGAGGCUCCCAUCUUCUUCGGGACUUACCUAGUCCCCUUCCCACAAAAAGAACCAGGACAUACUCUGCGACAGCACGUGCCUCUGCUGGUCCUGUCUACAAGGGUGUAUGUAAGCAGUUCUCACGUUCCCAAGGCCAUGGUUUCAUCACCCCUGAAAAUGGCACAGAGGACAUAUUUGUGCAUGUGUCUGACAUUGAAGGAGAAUAUGUCCCAGUAGAAGGAGAUGAGGUCACAUACAAAAUUUGCCCCAUCCCGCCAAAGAAUCAGAAGUUCCAAGCUGUGGAAGUGGUGCUCACUCACUUAGCUCCGCACACAAAGCAUGAAACGUGGUCAGGCCAAAUGAUUGGCUCGUAAACUGCUUUUGGGGCUUAUGGGCCAAUUCCACCUGGAAGUGGGGUGGGAUGUUUGUGGUGGGUUGUGGAGCUGUUGGAGCAAUGAAAGAGGCCUGGCUGGCAAUUCUUGUUUGCAAUGUGACAUGUUUGGGAUUUAUGUAUUUUCUAAGAUUUACCUUAUUUGUUUGUAAAUGUGUUUUUCUUUUUUCAAGAUAGCAAGCAGGAAAUGGAAAAGUGCUUCUGAGUGGAUUCCCUCUUACAUGUUAUGAGCUCCUAAUCAUUCCUGACUGGAUAAAGGCAGAGCUCCUGGGUGGGUGGAUGGGCCUCCGGAAAGACAAAUAUGGCAGCGAUCCUGACCACAUUAAGAACAUAUUUUGGCUAUUAUCCUGGCUCUUUAGACAGCUUGUCUCUCAGUAUCUUCUCAGCUAGGGCUGAGUUCAGACCAUGUCCCUCCCUCAGCUCCUACUUGCAUUAAAGGCCCUUUGCAGCUAGAACAGGUUCUAAGUGACAUGAUAAAGAAUUGCCAAGUUUUUGAGGACAGUUCUACAUAGCUUCCAAAUAUUGAGGCUGUAGUGUCUUCCAGAGCCCUUUCUUUCCAAAAUGUGCCAUCUCCAGAUAUACUUGAAGUUGUUCGUAUUUUUUUUUCCAUGGCUCCUGCUUUGUGCAAAUAAAAGAACUACACUGGCCACAGCUCCUUCUGUCUGGAUCUCUUUCUAUCUGUACCCAAAUAUAUUGAGAUCCAUAGCUUAGCUGCUAGAGCUAAAUGGACUUUGGGUAGGAUUGCUACUCUGGUGAAAAUGCUCCUUUGUUCACUUAAUAUUUUAGGGAGCAGAUGCAUUUGAACAAGGCUGUGCAGAGAACUUAGCAGAGUGCAUCAAUCAAGGUGUAGAGUUUGUAUGAAAAUAAAUGCAGCCCUCCUCCCGUCACCCUGACCUAGUUGUAAUUUGUCAGGUUCUUCUGGAAAGGCAGAAAGGAAUUUCUAAUGUUGCUUUUGUUCCUCUUUAAUCAGGGGACUGAAAUCUGAAGACAGUCAUUGUGGUUCUGGAUUUAGGAGGUGCAGGACCAGAGACUGGGAAAAGUUUUGGAUUAUUGUUUUCAGAAACUCCUGGCUAGCAUCACCAUUGUUCAUGCCGGCUUUGGGGUAUCUGGGAGUUGUAGUCCAAAAAAGUAAACUUGCCAAGCUUUACUCUAGAUAAGAUCAUUAAACUGAUAUCACUGUUGCAAACGCUUCUUUGACUUGUCUGAUUCAUUAGUGUUUAUAUCCUCCAAUGAACAACCCAAGCUGGUUUGCAUUAGGAAUGCUGAGAAGUAAAUUCUUUGAAGUUACCUGGCAGUUUGGGUCCUUAGUCCUUCAGGAAAAUAUGUAGUCGUUCUUGUAAAAAUGGUGGCUGGACAGGUUUAUAUUAAAAGUAAGUCAUUUUGAAUGCCAUGAAAAAAUUAUGCAUUUUGUUGUUGCAGAGUUGGGAAACUUCACUUUUUUUUUAAUGUGAGUAGUGCCCUGCCAUAGUUGUUGCUGAGUCAUUGCUUAUAAGGAUAGAGAAGGGCCAGGAAAGAGAAUUCAGAUCUGAAGCCAUUCUACUUUUGGUUAACCAAUAAAAUACAAAUGACUCCACUAUAUGUGGCUAUUUAAGGAGAAACCUUUCUGAGGCUCCUCACCUUCAAGUGGACUUGAGAAUAAUUUUCUGCUUUAUUUUUUGAUGGCCUCACUUCUACCAGAUUCUGGCUUACACCUUUGUUAAGCUGUAUAUACAUGACUUCCACAAAGUACUGUUCUUUCUGCCCCAAAUUAGUGAAGUUAUUUUUUCUUAUUAAAGCAAAUACAACCCAACAGUGCACUCUGAACUUGCAUCAUUGUCUCAAACUGCAGCAAAACGUAAUCCAGACUGGUGAUAGAUGUGUACUUUCCACUGGUUGCAAAGAGAAGCUCAGGUGUGUUUCCUCAUUAACAGAGGGUGGCAGUGUCAGAAUUUUGGAUCUUCUCUCUUAAACCCAGACUGAGUUGUGUUGGCCAAAAUCCUGUUGGUAUUUAUGUACUGUUUGUGUAACAUGCUAUGGCUAGUUGCAGCUGAAAAGGUACUGGGGUACAUCUCAGUUAUGCACUUGAGUAUGUGACCCAGCAUGCAAGUGAGAUGCACCUUGGCAUUUUGGCAGUUAGUUGCAAAUAGCUGCAACAAGCUACACAAUCCUUACACAACAGCAGUAGGAUUCUGGCUGUUACCACAUUGACAUUGUAUUUCCAAAUAUAGGGAAACAUAAGCAUUUCCUAUGAAGGCCUUUAUCUCUUUUGAAAAUAAUGUCCUCCUCUAAAAAAGAAAGAUGGAGAACAGAAUAUAUUUUUGUUAGAAGAAUCCACUAUUGUAACACUGCAAGUAGAAUCGAGCCACAGGGAUACAUCUGUUUUAUGCACUUGGGCUGUGCCUGUUGGUUCUUAGCAGUAGAGGGCUGCUUGAAGAACAGUUGUUUGGUUUGCUGUACCUCCAGAGAUGUAGCCGUCAGUGUUGUCUGCAUGUGUUGUGUUUCUGAAUGUUGCAGAGGAUGUGUUUACUCUGGAUGGGUGUUUGGGCUGCUUCUCCACUCUUCUAUUAAUCUAACUCAAGCAUAUUGAUAAUUGGUUCCUGUCUGCCCAUCUCUCUAACCAAGGAGAGUAAUGUGAAAAAGAAAUGGAGGAAUGGUGUAUUGGUGUCAGGACUCAUGGGGACCUAAUGUCAUUAUGUUGAGUGCUUCCUGCAGUUACAUUUUGAUUCUGCCUAUUCUUCCCAAGCAUUUUACUGUUUUCCCCAGGAAAUACAGGGUCAUAUCUAAAAGCACAAAUGUGAUUUCUAAUAUUCUUCUAGAUGUUUUAAGGAGGAUAGUUUCCCAGGAUAAGGUGAGCAUGCUAGGAUUUUGCAUGAUGAUUUCAAGCAAUCUAAAAUUAAGUUGAUUGGCAAGUCUUGUGCAUCUUGGGCAAUGCCCUGUCUGGGAUUAUUUCACCUUCUCCACUUUUGAUGCACUAGAAAUGAGUGCUCUUGUUCCAGGAGCUAGGAGGGGCCCUUCAGUGGAAGUUGUGAGAGGCUGACAUAGCACAGUUACCUCUUGGAUGAGUUCUAGGAGCUUGUAGGGGGAAGAACUUAGAAUGUGUUGGCACUGGGAAAAUAAGACUACUAUUUGAAGGAGUGGUUUUUGUACUUGAGGAAUAUCUCCAGAAACUUUCAUAAGAUAGUAUAUGCAUAUAUGUAUAUAAUGCACAUGUGACAUCCAUAGUUCAUAUCCUUAAGGCUUCAAACUUAUCUGAACAUCUGCACCAAGACUGAGCAACUUCAACAGGGCUUGCAGCCAAUUUCCCCAGAGGGAGGGUUUCAUACUUGCCAGCAUGUACUAUUAAGAUACAGAGGGCCCUUCGGGUUUAAAAAAUCCCCAUAUUUUUGCUCAAAAGCAAAGUUGUUUAAACAAAAGCAGUUGUUUAAACAUAGUUGCACCAUAAAUUUCCUUGGGAAUGCCAGUGUCAGCUGCAAAAGCAGGCAGUGGUUUGCCACAUGUUACUUGUGUCUUGCCCAACGCUGCUUUGCAUACAUGCAUUGAGGUGUAGGGUGUGAUAGAGAAGACAGCUUUGUAUAAUGCCUGAUAAAUGCCUGAUAUUCUGUCACAAUGUCGUCAUACUUAGUUGUGCCAGGGCCAUUUCCCAUGCUUCCACUUUAGCAUUAAAGUGCCACUUAUAGAAUCAUGGAGAAAUCCAAUGCAGAGGUGUCCUGAGAGGGCAACCGUUGCUUUUAUUUCUGCUUAAUCCUCCUGUUUAUACAGUAGUUGGAAAAGGCUACUUUUUAAAACAAAAACUCCCAGAAUCCCUGGUCCGAACUGCCAAAGGCAAUACUGGCUAGAGAAUUCUGGGAGCUGUAAUAAAAAGGCACCUCUUCCAAGUUCUGCUCCUGCUAGAGAGCUGAGAGGAUCCCUUCCGUGGUGUAAGAGAGUCCAGAAAAAACAGGUACAUGGACUAAAUUGAUACCUUAUUGCCAUGAACACAAAUACUGGUGACCUGCCAGCAGCAUUACAGGAAAGGGCUGCCAAGUACAUCAUAGGAAAGAUCUUGUUUUUCUCUUGUUCCUCCCAUGAUCCAGGCUGGUGAAGAUGAUCUGUGCUGCUUUGGAUUAAAAUGCUAACAUUUACUAUUAUCUGCCUUGGGACCAAACUGUACUUUGGGACCACAGAGGAACCUCUGGAGGGAAAAAUAAAGGCAGUCAGGUUUUAAAGGAUGUAGUAAUUGUUACUGUGCAUAAAUACAGGAGGAGGUUUUCCAGGCUGCCCUCUAGAUCUAAAGGAUGAGCAAAUAGUGUAUUGGAAGGAAGCCAUUGUCCCCUGUCCUCAGGGUGAUCUAGUCCCCUUUGUGUGACCUGCUUCCUGUGACGACCAGAAUGACUUCCUGCUCACAUCAAACACCAGCAUCUCCUAGCCUCCAUCCCUCUCCUCGAAGGUGCAAUACCAGUGGAAGUGCCACAAAACUGUGUCUUCUGUCUGGGAAAGCUUUGAUCCUUAUUGAAAUAGCCUUGUUACCUAUAGUGUUUGUGUUUUUACAACUCUUUGUGUGUUCCUUGCCUGUCUGACACCCGUUGACCUUUGUAACAUUGGCAAUAAAACACUGAAGUGAUUUUC